UGAAAGAAACUGUAAACUAGUACUAAUACCAGCGCAAAAUAAGAAAUAGGCGAAAUACGAUCAACAAACAAUUUAAAAUUGCUAACUGUGAACACAACAGUAGGUUGGAGGGAAACCAGUAAAGUUGUCUGUUGGCCAAGGUUGCCCAGAAGCACGCGCGUCCGUCUAUCUCAAUUACACUUGGCUGUGAGUCCCUGAUCUUCCCGAUCUUCCCACAUUUCCGGAACCAUGACCCUGCCCCACUUGGAGAAUCCGAUCCGGCGAUCCGCUGUGGGCAGUUACCACGAAGGUGUGUCCCGGAUGCUGACCCCGCUGAACGACGAUGAGGCGGAAAGGCGGGAAGCCCGUCGCCGCACUCUUCUCCAGCAGCAACAGCGCAAAAGCACUCUAGAGUCCAUCGAGGAAAACGAGACGAUCAGGAACUGCCUGGAGAUCUACAAUGGCAACAAGCUGAGCAAGGACAAUGCCUGGAAUCUUACACUCAUCGACUCGCUGGCCAAUCUGAUGGAACACCAUCACAAGCGGAUGAGCAACUUCAAGAUGGCGGGCUCCUCACUGGAGGCCUCUUCCAAGGUUUAUGGACUGCGGGUGGACUCCAUCUACCUGGAUGCCAUGCGCAUCUCAGCCGGCCUUAGUGCGCGCACUCUCACGGAUAAGCAACUGAACGCUGCCGAGGAUGAUGAUGGACCUCAAGCCGAUCAGGCUGCUGGCGAGGGUCAAGAUCCAGCAGAACAAGCUCAAGAAAAAGCAGCAGCCAAGCCCAAAAGGCAGAAGAAGCCCAUGUCCACCGUGACCAAGAACAAGGACACACUCAAUAGCCGCCUAGAUACCGCUCCCUUGCAGGAUCCCGUGUUUGGCAAACUCAACUCUACAGUGGGCUCCAUUAAUGCCUCAAAUCGCCUAAUGCACAACAUUCUGCCCAGUUUGGACUCAGAGCUGCGCUUGCGCACCACGUACAGUUUUUGGAACAGCGAAGAGUCCAACGAGGAGGUCCAGGAUCACACUACUCUUAACGCAGACAUGGAACAGUGGCCGGCUGAAUCUUUAAUGGGCACCACCUUCAUGCGGAAACUGCUUCCCCAUGCUGAAAGAUCAAAUUUGCGCCCGCUGCACACUGGCUACAUUAUCACAAGUGCUCCUAAUCCAAAGGCUUCCAACGACAGGCCCGCAGAGCCCAUGCAGGAUGAAGAUCAGCAUGAUGAGGGGCUGGAUAAUGCCGACGAUAUGUGUGUAAACGAGAUUUCCAUGGCCUUCGACAUCAACGCCGAGUGUGAGCCCAUGCCCGACUUGGAUGGACCUCCUCUGGUACUGGAAGUGGACCACAAUGAGCUGGACGAGCUCACCGUCGAGGAGCAAAUGGUGCUUAAAAAUUGUCGGCGGUUGCGGAAGCAAACGGAGUUUUUAGAAGAUUUGCGACCAGUAGACGGAAAGUCCAAGCUGGAGUACUCCUACAGGCCGAUGGAACAGAUCUCCCAAUUCUGGGCUGGACCCUCACACUGGAAGUUCAAGCGUACUCGGCCGCGCACCACAUUUUCUCAGACCAAUGGUCCGGCGGAUACCCAGCCCAUUCGCAGUCAAAGGCCCAAGAAGUCGCAUUUGGCCGCUAACCGAAGAGCAAAGGCUGUAGCUUACGGCAAAGUGACUGAGAACUUCUUCCAGCAGCUAGAUACUACCAUAAGGCAGCGUCGGGUGAAUUUCCAAAAGAAAUGGGACCCCCGAAAAUUGAUAUUGCCGACAAAGUUUAACUUAGACCCGGACCUCUUCUUUAAAUACGAUUCGGCGCCGAGCAUAAAGUUGUCGAAGCGCGUGGGAGAGCCUGAAUCGGAUGAGGGUGGAGAUCUAGGGAUCGAUAUGGAUGCUGACAUGCAUCACGAUGAUGAUAACGACCAGGAUCUAUUCAAUAAUGAACAUUUCACCGAUGCUGUCCCCGCCAACGUAAGCGUUAUUGCGGCCAUUGCCGCCGAACAAGCGGCCGAUGGUAAAAUGGAUGUGGAUGCGGGCGAGAUGGGGCUCACCCAGAUGAAUGCCACAUGCAAUAACACAGUCUUCGAGAUUGGCACAGAGUUCGAGGGUGCUCCGUCGCAGGUUGCCAAAGUGAUCGUUCCAUUCGCUAAGCGAGCAAAGGUUAUAGACAUGAAAAAUUUGAAAAAGUCGUGCAAUUCCCUGAUUCAAAAACAACUUCUGAACGUUGUCCCUGAGGAGACGAUACCCUCGCAUCCAAAGAAGAAGAGUGAACAUUAUUCAAAGGGCGUUGCAAGUUUCCAGGAGGUGUACCAAAAACUGCCCAACCUUCUGACCGCAAAAAUGGCAGAUUCCUUGUCGCCGUCGGUGGCUUUCUACGCGGUUCUGCAUUUGGCCAACGAUUUAAAAUUGCGCCUUAUUCCCCAACAAGAUUUGGAGGACUUCCAAAUCCGUCAAGUCUUGGAUUAAACUCUUAAAUUCCUAAAUUUAAUUAAUUGUAGUUGCCCUUAGUGCUGUUAAAUUUCGUUUUGUGUUUUGUAUCCUUUAAUCUCAUAACCUUAUGUCCCACUCAGAACUCAUAUCAGUAUUCCCAAAGAAUUACCCUCACCCCAGUCGAAUCGGAAAUUAAUUAUAGUCGAAGCCAGAUUCACAUUUUAUAAAUUAUUUAAUAAACAAUAAGC
Molecule: messenger RNA, 2642 nt
Organism: Drosophila subpulchrella
Lineage: Eukaryota; Metazoa; Arthropoda; Insecta; Diptera; Drosophilidae
Gene: barr
Product: condensin complex subunit 2
Exons: 3
Coding region: 229-2430 (733 amino acids)
Biological process (GO): mitotic chromosome condensation
Cellular component (GO): condensin complex
Molecular function (GO): chromatin binding
Source: RefSeq, a predicted model, not a curated record